Molecule: messenger RNA, 1380 nt
Organism: Colletotrichum siamense
Lineage: Eukaryota; Fungi; Ascomycota; Sordariomycetes; Glomerellales; Glomerellaceae
Gene: ugtA1-3
Product: UDP-glucosyltransferase A1
Exons: 1
Coding region: 1-1380 (459 amino acids)
Molecular function (GO): UDP-glycosyltransferase activity
Source: RefSeq, a predicted model, not a curated record
AUGACUGUGACUGAGACAUGCGACGACGUCAAGGGCUCGAGGAAGCCUUUGCUUUUGAUGGCUGCGUUUCCCAUCGAUGGUCACAUCAACCCUCUAUUCACCAUUGCAUCUCACUUGGUUAAAGUCGGGUACGAGGUGGCAUUCUCCUCUCCAUCGGCGUACCAGUCCAAGAUCGAAGAAACUGGUGCCGAGUAUAUCCUCGCCGAAAACCCAAUUACCGAAUCAGUCUUCCUCAACUUUCGCGACGCUUCGCAGUUCCCUCCGGGCCCUGGAAGACUUGCGGCGCAAUACAAAGCCAUUUUCAUGGAUAUGCAACCAACGAGAGCCAAGUCCAUUGAAGAAGCUCUGGUAGUGCUGCAGGCCCGAGACCCCCACCGACAAAUCAUCGUUCUCGAAGAUGUUUUCAACUCGGGGUUCACGGCUUUCAAGUAUGGCCGGCCUCUUCCAGGCGGAGUCAAGAGACUGCCCAAGUCGAUUGGAUUUGGCGUCUCGCCAAUCUUGGCCGAAAGUCAAGACACCGGACCGUUGUCGCUAGGGCUCUGGCCCGACUCUACAGAGUCGGGACGCCAAAGGAACAAGGCACUGUACGAGCUCGUGGAAAGAGGCCCCAUGAAGCUCUUGUACGAUGCUUGGCACGAGACUCUGAAGCAAUGCGGCUGCAAAAACAUCCCCGAUGGCAAGAUAUGGAGGUCAUUCUACACCGCUCACGACUCUGUCCUUCAGCUCUGCUCGCCGAGCCUCGAGUAUCCUGUUUCCGAUUUACCACCAUGCCUUCAAUUCGUUGGUGUUCUGCCUCGCAAGCCGCUGAAGCUGGGCUUCCAAUUUCCCUCAUGGUGGUCUGAAGUUGAGAAGAGACAGGAGAAGAACUACCGCUACGUCAUCUUUGUAUCUCAAGGAACUCUUAACCCACUCUGGUCGGAGCUCAUUAUCCCUGCCAUCAAUGCCUUUGCCGACCGCCCCGAAGUCUUGGUUGUAGCCACCUUGGGAGCUGUUGGCGCCCAGCUUCCGGCGGAAGUCAAGAUACCAGCCAACGCUCGUGUCAUUGACUACGUUCCCUACGAUGCGAUGUUAGAGUACACGGAUGUCUUCAUUUCCAAUGCUGGUUACGGAACGUUGACUCAUGCUGUCAGUAACGGAGUUCCAGUUUUACUUGCUGGAGAGAAUGAGGAGAAGAUUGAAGUCACUAUGAGGGCUGUGUAUGCAGGUAUUGGACUCAGCCUGGGCACACAGACACCGACAGCGGAACAGGUUAGGAGGGGUGUGGAAUGCAUCUUGGAGGACACCAAGUACAAGAAGGCUGCGAUGAAAUUGAAAUUGGAGAACAGUGAUUUGGACGCGUUGUCGGCAAUCGAAGCAAAAAUCAGGGAGAUGACGGAAUGA